UACGUUACAAUCGGCUUUUGAUUUUUUUACGAGCGUCAGAUUAUUGUGGAUUAUUUCUGUGUCCCGCCGCCGCCGCGUCCCGCUCGUCCUCCCGGCGGAAGGAGCCACCAGAGCCGGCCUUGUCGGAGAUGUUGUCCCGGGAGAGCAUCACAGCUGGGCGGCGGGUUUAGCGUGAAAGUGCCGUGCGGUCCGCCGCUCUGCUACGUGUACAGCAGCGGCACGGUGCGGGGCUAGCUAGCUGCGGGGCGAGCUGCGGGGCGAGCUGCGGGGCAGACAUGGAGCCAGAGCAAACCGGCCAAGUUUAACUUUAUUUUCCAACAUUAAAGACACUUUAAACCGAGCCAGCCGCGGCUUCUGGGACAAACUAACCUGGCCUAGCAUGGAGGACAGUCAACAUGAGGCGAGCGGCCCCGGGCUCAGCACAUGAACAUUUAGCGAGGACGGACGGAGUGAAGAAACACGACAUUUACUGCUCAUCUUCUCAUGAAGCUCAUCGUGUUUCUGUCGCUCUCAGCUUCAUAACCCAGCUCUCAUCACCUGUGCUUUGAAGGGGAAAAAAAAAAUGAUGUAUUCAUCGAGGAGGAAGCCUGUCCUCUACUUCAAAGAGGAGAGAAGGUUCCUGUCGGGGAAGUGCACCGUCUACAAGCUGUUCGGCCUCUGCAUGGUGCUCGUGCUCGUGUCUCUGCUCUGGCUGCAGCUCAGCUGUUCGGGGGAAAUGUCCGGCGGCGCGCUGCACGACGGCCGCCUCGCCCCGCAGCAGCCGCCGCCGCCGUGCCCCGCGGACACUCAGGCGUCCGCGCUGGACGACCCGUCAUGGGGUCCUCACAAACUGGCCCUCAUCAUUCCCUUCAGGGAGCGCUUUGAGGAGCUGCUGGUGUUCGUUCCCUUCAUGCACGCUUACCUCAGCAAGAAGAGGAUCCGCCACAAGAUCUUUGUCAUCAACCAGGUGGAUCACUACAGGUUCAACCGAGCGUCCCUGAUCAACGUGGGCUACAUGGAGAGCGGGAACGACACCGACUACCUGGCCAUGCACGACGUGGACCUGCUGCCGCUCAACGAGGCGCUGGACUACGGCUUCCCCGAGGACGGGCCCUUCCACGUGGCCUCGCCGGAGCUGCACCCGCUCUACCACUACAAAACCUACGUGGGCGGCAUCCUGCUGCUCACCAAGAAGCAUUACCACAUGUGUAACGGCAUGUCGAACCGGUUCUGGGGCUGGGGCCGAGAGGACGACGAGUUCUACAGGCGACUGAGGAAAGCUGAAUUACAGCUGUUCAGGCCCAGCGGCAUAACAACCGGGUACAAAACCUUCCGGCACAUCCACGACCCGGCCUGGAGGAAGAGAGACCAGAAGAGAGUAGCAGCACAGAAACAGGAGCAGUUUAAGGUGGAUCCGGACGGGGGUUUGACAAACCUGCGUUAUCAGGUGGAGUCCCGACAGGACCUGACCAUCAGCGGCGCCCCCUGCACCGUCAUCAACACCAAACUGGACUGUGACCAGAGCGAGACUCCUUGGUGCCUCCUCGCCUAGAGGAGGCGGGGCGGCCGGCGGCUCCCCGCGGCUGCACCGGGCCGAGGCCGGACCGUCUGACGGGAACCAAAACAAAAACAGAUCCACCUGAGACCCAAAGGCCUCGUCUGCUGCCGUGAGGGGAGGAAACGGACGUCCUGCAGGGAUCUUUUUAUUUUUUAGCUGAGCAGAUGCUUGCGGGAAGCGCUGGUCGACCUUUUUGCUCGGAUAUUUUUGUUUUCCUAGCGCUGUAAAAACACGCUAAGCUCUCAGCGAGGUCGGGAACGUGCAACAGCAAGAAAACGGUGAUGAAAGAGGGGAGAGACGCUCUGGAGACGUGACGUGGACACGGUGGAGCGUCAUGGCUGGCAUGAUGCUGCUGGUACAGACGAACAGAGGACAGGCGGCUGCAAGGACAACAAACCAAAAUCUAAUUCAGCUUCAGAAAUCACCAGACGAUUUCACUGUUUCACGAGCCAGCGAGAAUAUCAGAGUGGCUGAAAACCUCCAAACUGUGGCUGCCUGCCUGUCGGUGUGGGGGGUCAAGACCAUUUCACUGGUGGUCUUUUCCCGGCCUGGACGUUCCCGCCUCACACCAAACCGAGAAACUCACUGAAUCUGAUCCGAGAGAAGCUGCUGUUUGGUGUUUCGUCAGGGCAGAAACGCCGAAAACGACACUGAGCCAAACCAAACGAGGCCGAACUGAUGACAAGCAUGAGCUGCACGAGUCUGCUGGCUGUUGACAUGGACUGUAACGCAGACUUCAUUUUUUAAUCUUUUAUUUUUUUUUCCCUCUCUGGGCUUGUGCAAAUUUGACAGAGUUAGUAGAGGGACGCUUGGCAACAGCGCCUCCUGUUUAUAUCUGCCCGGCUGGCAAAUCACAGAUGAAGCGCUUCAGUUCAAAACCUCAUAUAAUCAUGUUAAAAAAAAAAAAAAAAAAAAAGUUUAGAACCUGAAAUGAAUCAGUCAGAAAGAGUGAACACAGCCCACAGUGUGCUGCACUCUCACGGCAGCCGUCAAAAAAAAAAAAAAGAGUUUUGUUUUUAAUUUUUUUUGUCCUAAAGGUCGAGUUUCACUUUGCACUGAAGCGCUUCGUGAGGCUGGAGCAGCUUUUCUGUCCCUCUGCUAAACACACUGAGCCAAACUAAGCCAAACCAGGCCGAGCUGAGCUGAACUGGCCUGUCAGCUGGUGGGGGCAGGAGUUUUACCAAUAUGUUAAAGGGAUAGUUCACCCAUUUUGAAAAAUGUGAUGUUUUUUUCUUCCCUGCACCCCUCUAGCUGUUACACAGGACAGUGGUGGUGCUGCCUGCCUCUCAUCGUUAACCAGUGCUGGGCACCGGCAAUGCAGUGUUAUUAUCGUUAACGAAAACCAACGGAUUAAUGAAAACUGGGUGUGAAAAAACAUUUUCAUCAACUAAAAUGAAAAUAAAACUGAGGCUUAACUUAAUAACUCAGUGAAAAGGGUUUACAAAACUAACUAAAUUAAACUAAAAUUAUAGAGGAAAUGUCUUUAGUUUUUGUCUUCGUUUAUUUUAUACAUAAACUUUGUUCAACAUUUUCACACGGUUUCGGGCUGUGAAAAUUUCGGCUGCAUCAAACUUUGUUUAUCUAACCAUGUGAGUGGAUCAAGGCGGGUAUUUUUAAGAUUGUUAGGAGGGUUAGCAUUUGGAGCUUCUAGUCAGUGUCCAGCACGAGAGGAAGACAGCACCACUGCUGUCCUGCAUCUGGGCAGGGAAGUGAAAUAUCUUUUUUUUUUUUUUCCCCUUCCCCAAAAUGGGUGAACUUCCCCUUUUUAAGGACGAAGUGAAGCACUGGUGAACACGUGGGGGAAAGGGAGUUCCUCGCCAGUAAACAGUAAACCAGCAGGAGUGGGGAAACACACCAGAAUAACCAGAGUUAUCACAGCAGCUGCUGGUUAAGAAGUUAGCAGCCGCAGCCAAAAUUUCCCACAGGUACCCAAGACUCCGAAGUCUGGAUCUAAACCCCCCGUCCCGUCCCGCCCCCUGUCCCGGUCCAGCCGUCCCGUGAGGACAGUGUUUGCCAUGUUUGUCCCAAAGCGUAACGAGGCUGAGGAUGUGCGGCUCGUCCCACAGCGACGGUGCACACGGGUCACAGGGAAGCGUUUGAACGUCAGUGCAGUUUUUUCCCUCCAAGGAAACCUCAGAUCGAGUUUUAAAUAAAAUCUUAAACUUUUGUUUAAGCGCUUGGCCACAACUGAGUGAAGUGUGUGUGUGAGUUCCUAAAGAAUGGGGCUGGGUUUAAAUUUUGUGAGUAGAAUCUCGAGCAUUGGAUUAUUGAGACGGAGGAUUAUAAUAAUUCACUUUUGUUUUAAUCAAAAUAUUCAGUUCACUUCCUAUCAGGUGUUGAAUUAUCCUGUGGUUAUUAGGUCAUAAUAUGAAAAAAAGAAGAUAUUUUUCCACUUUUCCCCCCCGUGGUGUGGUCGGUCUGUCCAUAUGGUUUCUGUGUGAUAAAGUAACAGUUUGCUGGUGUUCUUCGGCAGGAAAUAGUUCCCAACUAAACUCUUUUUUUGAGCUCCGCAAAACACAACUGGUUGUAUGAGGGUGAAGGGAGACAGACUGGAAACCUCUCAAAAUCACACAGACUUCUGGACAGACGGGCUGCACCAGUGGCAAAACUGUAUUUAAUUUGUAUUUUCGGCUGAACUGUCCCUUUAAUUCACCUGGUGGCCAAAGCAGAGCUGGGAUGAAGCUGUGAGUUCAUUAACUCGUUCACGUCCAGCUCCUUGGUGAUCAUCUGUGUGUUGCUGUGCUCUGCAUGUGCACACACUGUUGAUGGGUGGAGUAACACACACACUCACACUCACUCACACACACACUUCACUCAGUCGUGGCUGUGUGUUAAAACAUUUUUUUUUCUGUCGUUACCUGGCGGGCUUCAUACUUUUCCUGUGACUUGACAAACCCCUCCGACCGGAUCGGAACUAUUCCCAUGCAGCAAAUCCCACACACACACACACACACACACACACACACACACACACACACACACACACACACACACACACACACACACAGCUGUCUGCAUGGUGAUCAUGAUGAUGACGAGGAUGACGGUGAUGUACGGGAAUGUAUUUAUACCAGAGAAAUAUUCUGCUCUAUGUAUUUUAUUUUAUUUUAUAGUAUUUUAUUUUGUAAGAUAAAGAAUGAACGGUCCUGCAGCCGCCUGCCUUCUCAAACCAAACCUCUGCUGUGGCCUGUGUGGCGUUCAGGGCGCUUCGUUCAUCUGGACGCUACAGUAAAAAAAAAAAAAUCACCCAGAGAGUCUGGAAGGGGGGGUGACAGAAGUCACACGGGACGGGCCGCCGGGGGUUUCACAGACGCAGGUUUUUUAACGGUCAUUUCAAACUGUUGGGUUGUUUUUAAUAUAUAUUUUUUUUAAAUUGAAUGUUUCCACUGCAACUUUUCUUUUUGUCAGGAAAGCCUCUGAAACAGCAUUUAAACUCUUAUGGUGCUUUUAAACGUUAUAAAACAUGAUCCUGUCUGACUGGAUGGAGUCCAACAUGUCUCAUUAGAAUCAGUUCAGUUUAAAUAUUUGUACUUUAUUGAUCCUAAAUUGGGAAAGUCUUGAAUUUGAGAUCAGUAAUCAAUCUAACCUGAGCUGGUUCAAGGUAUAAAUAUAUCAGUCAGACCCUCCAGUGAUGAGAAAACAGUAAAUUUUCAGGGUUUAUCGGCUCUUCCUCCCUCGGAAAACAAAGAAAACGGCUGAUCUCCUCGCUGCAGGUUGUUUAGUGUUAAAACAGCAGGAUUUAUUUUGUGGU
This is a messenger RNA of Myripristis murdjan (pinecone soldierfish), 5288 nucleotides long. It is a transcript of the gene b4galt7, whose product is annotated as xylosylprotein beta 1,4-galactosyltransferase, polypeptide 7 (galactosyltransferase I). Gene Ontology annotation, biological process: carbohydrate metabolic process; proteoglycan biosynthetic process. Gene Ontology annotation, cellular component: Golgi apparatus. Lineage: Eukaryota; Metazoa; Chordata; Actinopteri; Holocentriformes; Holocentridae. The coding region runs from base 563 to 1531 and encodes 322 amino acids. The transcript is spliced from 6 exons. The record is from RefSeq and is a predicted model, not a curated record. Gene Ontology annotation, molecular function: xylosylprotein 4-beta-galactosyltransferase activity.